AUGAAGAGGAAGCGACCGAGCAGAACAGCUCAGCGCGCAAACAAAAAGCAAAAGCUCCUCGCACAAUUAACGGAGCGACCUUCGCAUGCACUUCUCGAACAGUAUUAUCCUCAAGUUGUAACUCUGCGCCAGUAUCUCGCGUCGCGGUUGCCGAAGAAGCGACGAAGGAAACUGCAGCAUUACGGACGAGAUGCCACUGCAAAGGAUGAUAGUCCACUACUUGAUCUGCUCGAUACCACUCUUGUUGGAUCCUUCAAGCAUGUUCAGGUGGACGACAGCAGCUUCGUUGAUGAUGACAUUUCACUAUUCACACAGCAGAUUUCAGAGAAUGGCACUGCUCCGUCUUUGACUCCAGGCAAGUUGAAGCAGCCUGAGAUUGUCGACUAUGCGAUAUGGAAGCUGUUUCGCAAGCAAGCAAGUAACCUGCGGCUGCAGCAUCUUCUUUGCCAGAACUAUCAGCGAUACCUCAGUGUGAAUGACAGUGGUCCAGGUCCCGAGAUAGUUCCCGGAAUUCCUGGCGUGUAUUCGAAUGGACCUCACGAGAAUGUCGACACUUUAAGAAGCCACCCUUGGACAGCAGUCCCAGAUGUGCUGGGUCGCGGGGCUGAACGCAUCGUGGCGGAUAUGCUGAUGGAAUGCGGUCUUUUCGCACCGAUCGGAGAUGCAAGUAACUUCGUGCAGAUCUCUGGCGUGCCGAUGAGCGACCUCCCAGUACUCGCGAACAGUUCGAAAAGCACCACAUCCGUGAGUGAGGUUCAGUAUGGAGUACCUUCAAACGAGCCAAGGCCGCAACGUAGCAAGCGCAAACUGACUGAGAUACGCUUCCUGCGCCACCGUAUGCUAUAUGCGCAGCCGAUGCUCAAUGCCAAAGGCUACGCGCGUUUCGGGCUGCAUCAGACACACGCCUUCAAUCGCUUUUCUGAUAUCCAGGACAGAAGCCAGACGCACCAUUUGAUGAAGUACAUCUUCCCACUGCAAUUCGGACUGCACAACGUUCUCACAUCAGACGUGGAUCACAAGGAGACCGCUUAUGCGUUCAAGGACUACACCAUUCGCGAGAAGGAAAUUGCUAGACUGCAUCGCGCUCGACAGCAGAAACGGCCAGCCGGGAACGAGAUUGGGCAGGCUCGGCGUCCAGCAUUACCAAAGCGACUACGAGGAGCGGCAGAAGUACUAGUGGCACGAAUUCGGAAACGACAUAUGAAGUGCGCCUAUUCGGCUCUGUUGGAACACUACUGCCCAAGACACAAUACACCAGCUCAGGGCCAGCAAAACUCGCUGGACCGUGCCUGUAGCCUCGCCGAAGUGUCCUCCUUCUGCCGUGCAGCGGUUAUGAGGGUAUUUCGAAAGGAUCUAUGGGGCACGGGUGAGGCCAGUUCGAGCAAUGUGAAGGUUCUCCUUUCCAACGUCGACACCUUUGUCCGCCUACGCAGGUAUGAGACCUUGAGCCUACAUGAUGUAGUGCAGAAGAUGUCUCUGGAUGUCGACUGGCUCCAACCACAGAACCAGGACCGGGGAGCGCGCCUCAGCGCUACCGAUUUUGCCAAAAGGAAGGAGUUGAUGUCCGAGAUAUUGUACUAUCUCUUCGACUCAUUUCUCAUUCCACUGAUCCGGGGCCAUUUCCACGUCACCGAGUCCAACGGUCAGCGUAAUCAGCUCUUCUAUUUCAGACAGGACGUGUGGAAAGCACUGUGUGAGCCUGCCAUGGAGUCUUUGAGAGUCGACAUGCUCGAGCAGUGCAAGAAUGGAUACGACAGCACUUCGACUAGACAACUUGGCGUCAGCCAUGUGCGUCUCGUGCCAAAAGAGAGCGGCAUGCGUCCGAUUAUCAACCUGCGACGACGGAUACAGAAGAUGCAACAUGGCCGAUUGGUACUAGGCAGAAGCAUCAACAGCCUACUGACACCAACCUUUAGCAUAUUGAACUAUGAGAAAGCUCGAGGCCGGCACAAUCUUGGCUCUGCGCUUUUCUCUGUCGACGACAUCUUCCCGCGACUACAGAGAUAUCGUCAGUCAUUGCAAGAUAAAGGCUUACUCGGCGAGGCACUUUACUUUGCGAAGGUCGAUGUGCAAGGUUGCUUUGACAGUAUCCCUCAAGAUCGCUUGAUGGAACUAGCCAGGCUAAUCAUAAACGACAACGAGUACCAGAUCUCCAGGUAUUCGAGAGCGAAGCUUCUUGGAUCACACAAUAAAGAGACGCCUGGCUUUGGGACGAAACCAUCGUGGAAGUUCUUGACCAAAGCAGGAUCAGCUGACAGACCGUUUGACUUUCGAGACGAGGUCAAAGACGACAUAAUAGAAGGCCGACGACGAGCAGUGUACAUCAAUGGACUCGCACCAAAGCGCGAAAGCCGACAAGCCGUCCUUGCAUUGCUCCAGGAACACGUCCAGUCCAACUUGAUACAGAUCGGUAAACGGUUAUACCGACAAAAGAAAGGCAUACCGCAAGGCUCAAUCAUCUCCAGUCUGCUGUGCAGCUACUUCUAUGCUGAUAUGGAGCGUGAAGUGCUUGCUUUUCUUGACGAUGGCAAGAGCAUCUUACUUCGCUUGAUAGAUGACUUUCUGGUCAUCAGCACAGAUCGGGAGGUAGCAGAGCAAUUCAUGCACACAAUGCAUGCUGGUGUCGCAGAGUAUGGUGCGCACGUAAGGCUGGACAAGAGUCGUGCAAAUUUUGAUCUCGAAAUCAAUGGCAGCGCCAUUCCGAAGACGACUGCAAUCGAGUUCCCGUACUGUGGAAAUGCAAUCGAUACGCGGACCCUCGACCUCACCAAGGACCGCGAGAGGCGGAAGAAGACAAAUAUCGCUGACUCCGUUGCUGUCGAGUACACCAAGCUACCAGGUCAGACGUUCUAUCGCAAGCUCUUGAAUGCAUUGAAGCUGCAGAUGCGAGCAAUGCUACUUUCAACCUCAUACAACUCACCCUGCACUGUACUGACGAACCUCUACCAUAUCUUCGUUGAAGUUGCCCAGAAAAGCUAUCAUUACAUCCGAUCGCUUCCACAUGGCAAGCAACCGCCCGGCAAGCUUACGAUCAGAGCCAUUGACGACAUGGUCAAGCUCGCUUGUGUUCUCAUGAAACAUCGGAGGCGGACGAGCAAAGACGUCAUACCAUAUGAGUGCUGCAUUACAGGAGCACAGGCGCGAUGGCUCGCCUGCACGUCAUUCGUCAUGGUGUUUGGUCGCCGCCAGACCAAGCAUCAAAUGCUGCUUGCUUGGUUAAAGGUUCAGCUGGGAUCGCCUGCUCUACGAGCCCAGGCACAUUUAUUGCAGCCUGUUGUCGUCAAGUAUGGUUCUGUCUAG
Molecule: messenger RNA, 3300 nt
Organism: Cercospora beticola
Lineage: Eukaryota; Fungi; Ascomycota; Dothideomycetes; Mycosphaerellales; Mycosphaerellaceae
Gene: EST2
Product: telomerase reverse transcriptase
Biological process (GO): telomere maintenance via telomerase
Cellular component (GO): telomerase catalytic core complex
Molecular function (GO): telomerase RNA binding; telomeric repeat DNA binding
Source: RefSeq, a predicted model, not a curated record